GUGUCUUACCUGUUCCAGGUGGUGAUGUUGGCCAUGUACAAUCUGUCUCUGGAGGGGACGGGCCGACAGGGCUACUUCAGGUGGAAGGAGGACAUCUGUGCUUUCAUUGGCCGACACUGGAACUUCCUGCUGGGAACAAGGAAGAAGACGUCCACGUGGUGGAGCACGGUGGCCGGGUGCCUGUCCGUCGGCAGCCCCACCUUCUUCAGGUCCGGGGCGCAGGAGUUCGGAGAGCCCGGCUGGUGGAAGCUGGUCCACAACAGACCCCCGACCCUGCGGCUGGAGGUGGACAAAUCCACCACCAAGGCUAAAGGUAAGGGGGGGGGGGACACAUACACACUUCAUCCCUGA
Molecule: messenger RNA, 351 nt
Organism: Etheostoma cragini (Arkansas darter)
Lineage: Eukaryota; Metazoa; Chordata; Actinopteri; Perciformes; Percidae
Product: cysteine-rich protein 2-binding protein-like
Exons: 2
Coding region: 25-351 (108 amino acids)
Source: RefSeq, a predicted model, not a curated record